AUGAACGAGCAACUGGGCUGCUGUUCCCGGUCACCAACGCACACGAAACGUUCAAUAAAUCCACCGAAGGCUGGCUCCUCGUACCUUCCUCCACUGCCCCUGCUCCCCAGGCCCCACCUCCCCGGCAGCCGAGACCAGGCAGGGCUCCACCCCGCGCCCCGGCGCCCGUGCCCCUCUCGGGCGGCGCUGCCUGUGUGCCGAGAGGUGCUGGUUGCAAACGCAGCCUGGCACCGGCUGGCCUACUACUCCCCAGCCCGGCCCCCAGCCUCCCGCUCGCAGGGCACUGCCUCCGCGCCCCCCGCCCCCCCGGCCCCAGCCGGCGCGGCCGCCGCGACCCUCGCCCCCGACCUCUCCCGACCCAAAGUUUUGGCGGAGGGGGAAAGUGCCCAAGGAGCGGGCCGGCUGGCGGCGGCUCCGGACGCGCGGGGUUCCCUCCGUCUUCCUCAAGUCCACCCUACCGGCUGCCGCCGCCGCCGCCGCCGCUGCUCCUGCCGCGGAGUCCUUGGGGCUGCAGCCCGGCGGCUCGCAAAGUCUUGCUCUGUCUCCAGGCUGGAGUGCGGUGGCACAGUCUCCGCUCACUGCAACCUCUGCCUCCCCGGUUCAAGCGAUUCUCCUGCCUCAGCCUCCCGAGUAGCUGGGAUUACAGGCUCACACCAGCAUGCCCACAAACCAAUGACAGAUGCUUUACAGAAAGUGUUCUAG
This is a messenger RNA of Pongo pygmaeus (Bornean orangutan), 702 nucleotides long. Its product is annotated as protein fantom-like. The record is from RefSeq and is a predicted model, not a curated record. NCBI's taxonomy places the organism in Eukaryota, Metazoa, Chordata, Mammalia, Primates, Hominidae. The transcript has 4 exons. The coding region runs from base 1 to 702 and encodes 233 amino acids.